Messenger RNA from Paramisgurnus dabryanus, 2381 nucleotides. It is a transcript of the gene scp2a, whose product is annotated as sterol carrier protein 2a. NCBI's taxonomy places the organism in Eukaryota, Metazoa, Chordata, Actinopteri, Cypriniformes, Cobitidae. Gene Ontology annotation, molecular function: acyltransferase activity, transferring groups other than amino-acyl groups. The record is from RefSeq and is a predicted model, not a curated record.
CUGUACUGCACACACAGUGUUUUGUGUAUGUGAGUGUGUUAUAAGUAGCUGUAGUUACUUUUGUGCAAGAGUAAAGUUCAUUUCAUUUUGUCACAAAGACAUGAGGAUGGCUCUAGCAAAAAGCAGAGUUUUUGUCGUUGGGGUAGGAAUGACCAAGUUUGAAAAACCAGGUGUGAGAGACAUUGAUUAUCCAGACAUGGUCAAAGAAGCAGGACAAAGAGCUUUGGCUGAUGCAGGAAUAAAAUACUCAGCCAUCCAGCAGGCAUGUGUAGGCUAUGUAUAUGGUGAUUCGACAUGUGGUCAAAGAGCGAUUUAUCACAGUCUUGGUCUGUCAGGAAUCCCAAUUGUCAAUGUGAACAAUAACUGUUCAACCGGCUCCACAGCUCUGUUCAUGGCCCGUCAGCUCAUUCAGGGAGGCCUUGCUGAUUGUGUUCUUGCCCUGGGCUUUGAGAAGAUGGAAAGAGGUUCAUUGUCGUCAAAGUACAUGGACAGAACCAACCCUAUGGACAAACACAUGGAGGUGAUGAUUAACCGUUAUGGACUGGCGGCAGCUCCAGCGGCACCUCAGAUGUUCGGCAAUGCUGGAAGAGAACACAUGGAGAAGUAUGGCACAAAACCAGAACAUUUUGCUAAAAUUGCUUGGAAGAACCACAAACAUUCCGUCAAUAAUCCAUACUCACAGUUUCGGGAUGAAUAUUCCCUGGACCAGGUCAUGAACUCCAGGAAGGUGUUUGAGUACCUAACACUCUUACAGUGUUGCCCAACAUCAGACGGGGCAGGAGCUGCAGUUUUGGCCAGUGAAGAGUUCGUGAGGAAGAAUGCACUGGAGGACAAGGCAGUGGAGAUCAUAGCUCAGGAGAUGGUCACGGAUCUCAGCACCACUUUUGAAGAAAACAGCUGUGUGAAAAUGGUUGGUUAUGACAUGACCCAUCAUGCUGCUAAGAAGUGCUUUGACACAGCUGGGCUGAAGCCGUCUGAUGUUGAUGUCAUAGAGCUGCAUGACUGCUUCUCUGCCAAUGAGCUCAUCACCUAUGAAGCUCUAGGACUGUGUCCCGAGGGUAAAGCUGGUGAGCUGAUUGAUCGGGGUGAUAAUACAUAUGGUGGUAAAUGGGUGAUAAACCCCAGUGGAGGACUCAUUUCGAAAGGACACCCACUUGGAGCCACAGGUCUGGCUCAGUGUGCAGAGCUGUGCUGGCAGCUGAGAGGGGAGGCGGAGCUUCGUCAGGUCCCCGGGGCAAAGGUCGCCCUUCAACACAACAUUGGACUCGGUGGAGCAGUGGUGGUCACACUAUACAGGAUGGGGUUCCCUCAGGAAACAAGUUCUCGCAUUGCUGCCGUCCCCACCAGUGCGUCCAGCGAACUCGCAGACUUCAAAGCUCACACCGUCUUCAAUGAGAUUGAGAAGAAACUAAAAGAGGAAGGCGAGGACUUAGUAAAAAAAAUUGGAGGUGUUUUUGCCUUCAAAGUAAAGGAUGGUCCAGGUGGAAAAGAGGCAUUGUGGGUAGUGGAUGUGAAAAAUGGCAAAGGCUCGGUGACCAAUGAUGCAGGUAAAAACGCAGAUUGCACCAUUGCUAUGGGUGACUCAGAUCUUUUGGCAAUGAUGACAGGGCGGAUGAAUCCACAAACAGCAUUUUUCCAAGGAAAACUGAAAAUAACUGGGAAUAUGGGAAUGGCCAUGAAACUUCAGAACUUACAGCUGACACCAGGCAAAGCCAAACUGUGACAACACUGCAAAUGUUUACUGGGUCAUUGCACAAAGCAUUCGCAUAACCCACUUGAUUGAAUGGACUUGAUAAAGGCUACAUCAGUGAUGUUAACAAUAUAACUCAAGGAAGUCCAAGCAAACCAUAUCAAAUGUACUCUUAACUAAUAAUGUAAGAGUUCAUUUGGAUAGAUACUUAUAAAUUUGCUGAAAUAACUAUAUUGAUGUGAAUCAAUUAAUCUGUGUUGAGGCAGCCUCAAAACCUAAACCACAUAAAGUAUUAACAAUAAAGUACAAGUAAAUCACAGUAACUAAUUGGUUACUGUACAAAUAAAUCGUGGAGCUUUAUAAUGUGCCACUAACUAACCAGUGUUGCAUUUAUCAUUCAAAUUUAUACCAUUUAAAAACUAAUAUGACCUUUUUUAAAAUAAUGAUCCAAGCAGAGAUUCAAACAGUGCUUGAUAUGUGAUGGUGAAUUUAAGCACAUGUUUAAAAUCCUGCUUUAAAUAAAUACACACAUAGUAAAUAAGCUAGCUGAGUUUGUUUAGUGAUCUUUACUUUCGUAACUUUGGGGGUUGGGAAUAUUGUCACUUUUAACAAACUGUAUAAUUGUUUAUUAAUCAAGUUUUUUAAAAGAAUUUCCACAAUGAUUUCUAAUAAAUACAUCUUAUUAAAAAUA